AUGGCCUACACAGAUGAUGCUGUGAAAGCAAAGCUCUCGGCUCUGAACGAGACCCAGGAGAGCAUUGUUACUGUCGCGCAAUGGGUCAUGUUUCACAGGCGCCACGCUGAGAAGACUGCUCAGAUCUGGCUUCAGAAGAUUCGUGACUCGCCGCCCCCUAAGCGAUUGAACCUCGUCUACCUGGCGAAUGAGGUCGCGCAGCAGUCUAAAGCCCGUGGAAAGGAAGAUUUCCUGAUUGCAUUCUCGCCGAUCGUUGCGGAGGCUACAGCGGCUGCAUACAAAGGCUCGUCGAAUGACAUUCAGCAGAAGAUCCGUCGAGUUGUGGAUGUAUGGAGACAGCGCCAUGUGUUCGAAGGCCCGAUUCUGGAUGCCGUGGAGGCUCGUGUAAACGAUAUUGACAAGAACCGCCUGACUACCAAGAAACAACCUCUCGGCGGCUCGUUCUUCAAGGAUUCCUCUGCGGGAUCUACUCCGUCUGAACUCCAGCCUUUGGUCCCCCUGCAAGUCGCUCUCACAAAAGCGGCCAUCACUUCCAACAGCUCGGCCACAACUGCCAAUACCGAGUACGACAAGUUGAAUGACCCACAAGCCCCCAAGAUAACCCCUGCAGUGCAUGCAGCACGCCUCGGCACCCUUCUCAAGGCACUCGCGCAUGCCGAGAAUUCCGUUUCAGAGGUCAUCAAGUCGCGGCGCGCCCUGAUCGACGGGCUCGAGAAGUUUCUCGCAACCAAUCGCACUGAGCUUGAAAAGGAGGAGUCUCUCGUGGCACAAUUCGGAGAUAAAAAGGUGGAGACGGACACAAAGCGGCGCGAGGUUGAGGACGCAAUCAUGCGUGGGUAUCAAGAUGACUCUUCUUUCUCUGCGCCUGGGCAGGGUAAUGGAGGCGAGGAGCCUCCUCGUCCUGAAGUUGAGGCAUUGACUCCUCCCCCCAUUGAGGCUAUCACACCCGUUGGAUCACCCAAACCCGAGCAGUCACACGCUAGUCACGGCCCGUUCACAGAAGAUGCCCCGCUAAGCCUUCCACAUGGCCUCACUCUUCAAACGGACAAUGAUAUGGAAUUCGAUCCAUCCAGUAUCUCUCCCGGGGGUGAAAACGACUUUGAUAUUGGUGUGAACGGGGCAGCUGCCAAGAGACGCAAGACGGCGCAUGAGGAGGACUACGCAGAGUUCGCUGGUGGAGACUUGGAUGCCGAUGUAGCGGCUAUGAUCGCUCAGGAAGGAAACCAGUGA
Penicillium subrubescens is the source of this 1230-nucleotide messenger RNA. RefSeq names its product CTD-interacting domain-containing protein. Gene Ontology annotation, molecular function: RNA polymerase II C-terminal domain binding. Lineage: Eukaryota; Fungi; Ascomycota; Eurotiomycetes; Eurotiales; Aspergillaceae. The record is from RefSeq and is a predicted model, not a curated record. Gene Ontology annotation, cellular component: RNA polymerase II, holoenzyme. The coding region runs from base 1 to 1230 and encodes 409 amino acids. The transcript is spliced from 5 exons. Gene Ontology annotation, biological process: mRNA 3'-end processing.